Chaetomium fimeti is the source of this 2091-nucleotide messenger RNA. Its product is annotated as transcriptional regulator of RNA polII, SAGA, subunit-domain-containing protein. Gene Ontology annotation, biological process: regulation of transcription by RNA polymerase II. Gene Ontology annotation, cellular component: SAGA complex. Gene Ontology annotation, molecular function: transcription coactivator activity. The coding region runs from base 279 to 1649 and encodes 456 amino acids. The record is from RefSeq and is a predicted model, not a curated record. Lineage: Eukaryota; Fungi; Ascomycota; Sordariomycetes; Sordariales; Chaetomiaceae. The transcript has 4 exons.
CCACCGAACCCAAGACCGACCACUUCAGUUUGGCUAGCGGACGACAACAUCAUCCAUUCAACCACGCCACCAUGCCCGAUCCAUCAAUUUGAAUCCGGGAUUUUGAUCGCAUGAGCGAGAUCUACAUUUUGAUGCGCAAAUGAACGCGGCUUCGCCCCACGAUUGUGCAGCAUCUCGCACGCGACGGUCCUGACGCCCUUCUUUCCGCGCUCUCGCCGACCGCAUCCCGCGCCCGCUCGCUUAUCCGUGGCCGGCCACACCUACGGCGAGCUCCCACCAUGGUCGACAUUAACCCCGCCGCCCUGAGUCGGCCAUCCAUCAGCCUCUCAACACCGGUUCUCUCGAAGCAGUCCAUCAAUGUUUCAGUGCCGUCAAUACACAAGGCGCCAAAAACUAGCCAACUUAUACCGGCCCGCAUUGACCUCGAGCCCAUCUACACGGCUCUGAAAGCCGGCGUCGGCGCGGAGCAAUGGUCCACCUACAAAGAAUCCAUAACCAAUUUUCUAAUCGGUCGCCUCAACCAAGCCGAGUUUAGCGAGCGCAUCGAGCCCAUACUCGCUUCUCCCGAUGGCUCCAAAGAACACCUCCACAAUCAGCUCAUCGCGGCCAUAUACGGCAAUGUCACACGCGAGAUGCCCGACCAGGGCCUUGCGCCCUGGGUUAGCACAAACGACAAGCCGUCGCCGGCGACCGGGAGCAAGCCCGUGUCCGGGGAUGCUGCCGAGCGGAGGUUAAAGGGAGAGGUCAUGCAGCUCCCAGCGCGUGACCGGAGGCGCAUCAAGGACCUUGCACACAACGAUUUUGAUCCGUACGAGUCGCUCGCCAACGUGUUUGCUGACCAGGCCCGGAUACGCCCCACCAAAGCGACCGAGGUGCCUGCCAGUGCGGGCGGCGCACUCAGCCGGAUGAAUUUUGAUCUCGAGAUCAGGAAACGCUAUGCGCAACCAUUAGCCGUCGAGUCGGGCGAGUUCCCAGAUGUCAGCAAUAUCGAGGCGCGGAUGCUACCUUUCUGCUACGAGGCGGGUCUUGCAUCCGGGCAUACACCAGACGCAGCACAGUUCAUGUCGAUUGCAACCGAGACCUUCAUCAAGGAGGUCAUGUCGUCGAUAUUUAGCCGCACGCGAAGCAACCCACCGGGCGACUCGGGCAACGCCGGGUUCGGGCCCAAUAACACCUGGAUCCAAACGCACAAAUACCGACGGCAGCUGGCCAAGGAAGAGGAGGCAUUCCAACGGGGCGAGGUCACGCGCGAUAAGACAGGGUUAUUGCCCGUCGAAGCCAAAGCCGCGAGCGAGCGGGGUCCGCUGGGCAUCGCCGAUCUCCGGCUCGCACUGGAGAUGGGCGACUGUGGCCUCGCAAACUUUCCCAUCAUCAGCACAUCAGUCAUCUAUGGCUACCGGGAGGGAGAGCUGGAAAACUGGGACGAUUACACAUACGUGGAUGGCCGCGACAGGAUUACGGACCUGGACGGAGACAUCGAGAUGGGCGGCGCCGAGGGCAACGGCAUCGGACAGGGACCUGAACCACUUACUAACGGGGUUUUCCAUGGUGACCAUAUGGAUAUUGACAAUGACAUGUGGUGGGAGGGCACUGCCAUGUCAGAGAACAUGCUCGACACAGUUCUGGAUUCUUGCUUGGCUGUUGGCUGACUCGGUGCAGAAGGUCGACGGUUCGGCGAGCGCUAUAUACGAGCGAUCAUCUUUUUUUUUCUUUUCUUUUUUUACUGAUUACACAAGGAGUUCCACGGAGUCUCAAGGACGGCGUUUACGAAAGGGGCCGCGGUGGGCGGCGACCGGCUGCUUACGCAUUGCAUCGGCACAGUCAUAUUUUCUUGGUUGCGACGUGCCCUGUAUAACUUCUUAGGUGGACUCAAAAGGGGUGGCGGGCACAUUCUGGCGUCGAAUCGGGGGCAUACCAAGGAGCUGCUAGGUGCGGAUGAAAGAGGGCUUUUUUUGUACUGUAUUUUUAUGAACGAUACCCGGAAACGCCCUCGUGGGGACUAGGGGGGGUUGAUAGUUUUGGUCCUCGGCCGUAUAUGUACCUACCUCGGGUACCCAGGUAGUUAAAGCGAAGAUGAUAUUCGUAUGAUUA